CUUUGAUGACGUAGUUAUGUAACAAACGCAAUUGCGGGAAAGCAAAAGCUAGCAAACAUUCAUUGACGAAACAAUGUGAGAGAAAAACCUUUUUGAUAUAUCGGUACAGAAAAGCUCCGUUGUUCCACUAAUGGAGUACGGGAAGGAAAGAGUUGUGGCGUUGGUGGACAUGGACUGUUUCUACGUGCAAGUAGAGCAAAGGCUGAAUCCUGCCCUGAAGAAAACUCCCUGUGUAGUGGCCCAGUACAAGACCUGGAAAGGGGGCGGGAUCAUAGCUGUGAGCUACGAGGCCAGGGCCCACGGCGUCACAAAGAACAUGUGGGUGGACGACGCCAAGAAGCUGUGCCCAGAUCUCCAGGUGGCACGAGUGCGCGAAUCUCACGGCAAGGCGGACCUGAGCCCUUACAGGGAGGCCAGCGUGGAGGUAAUCCAAGUGAUGUCUCGCUUUGCGGUGGUCGAGCGGGCCAGCAUUGACGAGGCUUACAUGGACUUGACCGCAGCUGUUCAGCAGCGACUGAAGGACAUGGCGGACAAACAAAUACAGCCUCACCUGCUGAGAACCACCUGCAUCCAAGGUUACCCUCACAAUUCAUCUGAAGGAGAGGAAGAAGCUGCUGAGGAUCCCAUUCUGGACAAAGAGAAGAUGAGGUCCACAGGUGUCCAGCAGUGGCUGGCGUCCAUGCCGAUGGACAAUUCUGCCGCGCUUCAGCUCACCGUGGGGGCCCUCAUUGUGGAGGAAAUGAGGGCGGCCGUGGAGCAGCACACAAGCUUCCAGUGUUCAGCUGGGAUCUCACACAACAAAGUGCUGGCUAAACUGGCGUGCGGUUUGAACAAACCAAAUCGACAGACCGUUUUGCCGCUGGACUCUGUGACUGAACUUUUCAACACGCUGCCCAUUAGCAAGAUACGCAACCUGGGAGGAAAACUGGGGGUCUCGGUCACUGAAGCGCUUCAUGUGGAGCACAUGGGGGAGCUGACUCGCUUCUCUCAGGCUCAACUGGGGCACCACUUUGGAGAGAAGACCGGUCAGUGGCUGUAUGAUUUGUGUCGGGGCAUUGACUUGGAAGCAGUGAAACCCAGGCAGUUGCCAAAAUCAAUUGGCUGCAGUAAGAACUUCCCUGGGAAAACAUCACUGGCUACAAAAGAGCAGGUCAAGUACUGGCUUCAUCAGCUGGCUUUGGAGCUGGAGGAGAGGCUGACCAAGGACAGAGAAGUGAACGGUCGAGUGGCAAAGCAGUUAACGGUCGGCGUCCGACAACUGGGUGACAAGCGGCCGAGCAGUUUCUCCCGCUGUUGCGCUCUCGUGCGCUACGACGCCUCCAAGUUGUCGGCCGACAGCUUCGCCAUUAUCAAGAGCCUCAACGUGACGGGAAACCAGCAGGUGGCGUGGACUCCACCGCUCACGUUGCUGCACCUCUCUGCCAGCAAAUUCUUUGACGCCCCUUCAGCCUCAGCGGGGGGCAUCGCAGGCUUCCUGAGCGCAGACGUGCCUUCCACUCAAAGCUUUCUCUCCGCCAGUCACGCCGCACUCAAAACGCCCGCCACCAUUCAGUCCUUCUUUCACAGGCAGCAAACACAAUCCCAGUCGACUCCAUCGUGUUCCGUCUCUUCUCCGAGUCCUCCUAAAGGUGCUUUGGUAGACCCUCGUGCAAGCAUCGUCUCGUUCUUCCACAAGAAAAACGCAGAAACAGGUUUGAAUCCAAGCCACGAUGAUGAAAAGCGAGCUGAUGGUUUACCCACCUCGCUGCCCACCUCCAGUGUGGACAACGCGGAAGACAAGCUCAAGUGUCACCGCUGCGGCCAGAACGUGCCGGCCUGGGAGAUGCCCGAACACAACCUGAGCGCAGAUGUGCCUUCUACUCAAAGCUUUCUCUCCGCCAGCCACGCCGCACGCAAAACGCCCGCCACCAUUCAGUCCUUCUUUCACAGGCAGCAAACACAAUCCCAGUCGACUCCAUCAUGUUCCGUCUCUUCUCCGAGUCCUUCCAAAGGCGCUUUGGUAGACCCUCGCGCAAGCAUCGCCUCGUUCUUCCACAAGAAAAACGCAGAAACAGGUUUGAAUCCAAGCCACGAUGAUGAAAAGCGCGCUGAUGGUUUACCCACCUCGCUGCCCACCUCCAGUGUGGACAACGCGGAAGACGUGCUCAAGUGUCACCGCUGCGGCCAGAACGUGCCGGCCUGGGAGAUGCCCGAACACAACGACCAUCAUUUUGCCUUGGACCUGCACAAAUCCUUUUCCCCUUCUUAUUCGUCCUCCUUCGUCAGAAGGGAACCUCCUGCAGGACCAGCGCUAUCCUCUCAGGUCAAAACUAAAAGCAGAGUGUCAGGAGGACCCCAUCCCAAAAGACAUCGCACGCAAGGAGGAGGAGGAAGUGCGCGUACUCUGGAUUCUUUUUUCCAAAGAUAUUAAUCUUUGCAUGUCAUUAAUCUUUGCAUGUGCCUUCUUAAAUUUCAUGAAUACAGUAAUGCCUUGAGAGUUUUUGGAGUUUCGAGCCGUUCCUUUAUUGAUUAUUAUGACUUAUUUUUUUGUAUUUAUUUUUAUUUUUUUUAACUUGCUGUUGCAAGCCAGAAUUUAAGUUACGGGAGAACUUCAGAUACGCCACUCGAAAUGGAGCAAUUCAAGUACUGUUGUUAUGGCCUCACAUGUGGGCAAGGACAGCCACAGUCACCGAUGCGCUUUCAGCCGUUUAUCGGAAGGAAAAAACAGUCAAUUACAGAAAUACUAAAUGAGAACAAUUGCCAGUUCUGGUCAGCCCAGCUCCUGACGUCAGUCACUAGGCCACGCCCCUUGAAAGCACACUUUCAACAUGAAUACUACACUAUGUACAGUCAUUAGUUUCUAAAAGAACAUUUAACAUUCUCUCUUUUUUUUUUAUACAAUACAGUAAGUACUAUUUUUCUUUAUUGGCUGUAAUGGAUUAAUGCCAUUUCUGUUAAUUUUAAUUGAUGUGAUGAUAAUGCUUGUAGAUUUAAUCAAGUUUUGUCACGGAAUAAAUUAAACUCAAGUUAAGGUACUCUGUAAUAACUAUAAUUGAAGAUUCUUAAAGUGCUCAUAGGUGUGAAUGGUUGUUUAUUUGUGGCCUGUCAUUGGCUGGCGAGCAGCUCACCUAUUCAAAGUCAGCUGCGAUAGGCUCCAGCUCACUCGCAACUCUAAUGAGGACUGGGUUACAGAAAAUGGAUGUAUUAUGAAUAACUUAAUUGUUUGUCAAUGUGAUUUGUUCUUAAAGAAUAAAAAGCAAUAUUGGACCCCAA
This is a messenger RNA of Phyllopteryx taeniolatus (common seadragon), 3252 nucleotides long. RefSeq names its product polymerase (DNA directed), eta (gene polh). The record is from RefSeq and is a predicted model, not a curated record. The coding region runs from base 131 to 2410 and encodes 759 amino acids. The transcript has 10 exons. NCBI's taxonomy places the organism in Eukaryota, Metazoa, Chordata, Actinopteri, Syngnathiformes, Syngnathidae. Gene Ontology annotation, molecular function: DNA-directed DNA polymerase activity; damaged DNA binding. Gene Ontology annotation, biological process: response to radiation; error-prone translesion synthesis. Gene Ontology annotation, cellular component: site of double-strand break; replication fork; nucleus.